This is a messenger RNA of Camarhynchus parvulus, 1406 nucleotides long. RefSeq names its product potassium channel tetramerization domain containing 18 (gene KCTD18). Gene Ontology annotation, biological process: protein homooligomerization. The record is from RefSeq and is a predicted model, not a curated record. NCBI's taxonomy places the organism in Eukaryota, Metazoa, Chordata, Aves, Passeriformes, Thraupidae.
AUGGAAAAGGGCAAGGUUGAAGAUGUCCAGGAUAAUCUAUGACUGGAUGUGCGAGGCUGUUUAUACACAGCCAGGCGCGAGUCUCUGUGCCACUCUAAGGAUUCCCUGCUGGUGUUCAUGUUUAGUGGACGCUUUCCUCUGAAAGUGGAUGAAUCAGGAGCAUGUUUAAUUGAUCGAGAUGGAAAUUUGUUUAAGUACCUUUUGGAUUAUCUUCAUGGAGACGUUCAGAUUCCUGAAGAUGAAAAAGUUAGAACUGCACUGUAGGAGGAAGCAGAUUAUUUUGGAAUCCCUUAUCCAUACAGUCUGUCUGAUCAUUUGGCUAAUGAAAUGGAAUUAAACUCUUCAAGGUCCAAAGAGCUUAAAAAGGCUUUGUUGGAUUUCUGUGAUUCUUAACAUUUAGUUUGCACCAAGCCUACAGUUUGGCUGCUGCAGUAUCUCAACACUUCUGAAGCAAGCUGUGAAAGUAAAAUUAUUGGUGUGUAUGCCACAGGAGCUGAUGGGACUGAUGCAAUUAGUAAGGCACUAGGAAUGAAAAUUCAUGGUAAAAGCAUGUACAAAAGAGAAGCUGGAAAUAACAUCCAAUACAUCUGGAGCUAUUACUCAGUAGUUGAGCAAAAGAUGAUGGAUGCUUUCGAUGCCUGGGAAGGGAGAGGUGUUAGCUACUGGAGAGUGCCUCAGGAGCUGAUUGAAUGUCGGACUCUGGAAGAACACCCUCUGAGAGGGAGUUUGCAUCAUAUGCCUCCAGUUUAUAAAAGAUGAUUAAUUGACUGUACUGAAGUAGAAAGCUGUUUACCAUGUAAAGUAGGUCUCCAGCCAAUUAGAUUCUCAGGUCCCUCAAUAAGUACCCACAUAAAAGUCAAGAAUUCAUCUUCAUUAAAGAUAGCUGCUUGCAAUGCUUCACAUUCUGCAGCAAUUCUUAUAUGACCCCAUAGUGAAAGUCUGAUGCUGCACAAAGAAGUUUCUCAAAACUCCACAACACGCACACCAGUGCCCAGUAAGUCCCAGGCUCCCUGAGGAAGGCAGAGUGCUGGCAAUGGGCCACUGAGCCAAAUGCCAUUCCAGCUGCGGAGUAAGAAGCCUGUGAACAACCGUGCAGUGAAGGUGAAAAGGACUCCUUUUCUUGUGACACCAUCUCAGUCACCACCUUCUGCAUCCAGUAAAACAAGUGAACAGGACAGCGCUGAAAUUCCUACAGUGCUAAACACGAAAGAACCAGCUGUAUUAGCAGAAAGUAUUACCCUUAAGAAUGAUAAAGGGUGUAAUGUUUGACUCAGUCUGACAGACUGGACAGCUCUACAUUAUAUGGCUGAAGAAGAGGUCAUUAUCUCAAUGUGAUCCUUUAUUCAAGAUUAGGUAGAAAAUUGUGAUGAAAAAGAUAAUGAAAAGGACAGGAAGAAAUUGUUUUA